ACUAUCAACACACACCCACGAAUCAUGCGGCAGAGGAUCAAAACCUCAUCCGAAAAAACUGUAAAAAAACCACCAACAAAACACACUCAAUCCCAAUCCAUAUUCCUCAAAAUUAGAAAAAAACAAUAACAAAAAGAAAAAUCAAAAAUUUCAAAUAAAAAAUAAAUAAAAUCUUUUUAUUCCAUAUCACACCACCACCAUAUGCUAAUGGAACCGGAUGACCUUGGUCUUGGCUCUUACUAUCACCACCACCACCCACAACCGCAGCCACCACCACCACCACAACGCCACCCACAUCCACCGCCACCUCCGACCACCAUCAACAAUGGCAUGUUACCAACCACCAACAAUGAUCCCAGACCAUCUCAAAUGCUUUAUCCACAUCAUUCUGCACCUUCUGCUGUCUCAUCUCCUUUAGAAACCGGUGUAAGGCGGAAAAGAGGUAGACCCAGAAAGUACGGUACACCGGAGCAGGCUGCGGCGGCCAAAAGACUGUCGUCUUCAUCUUCUCCGUCAACUUCUGUCCCGCCGUUGUCUCCUUCAAGAAAGAAAGAAUUAUCUCUAGGAGUGGGUGGUUCUUCUUUCAAGAAAUCUUCACUUGGGAACACAGGCCAAGGUUUUACACCUCAUGUUAUUUCUAUUAAUGCUGGAGAGGAUAUCGGCCAGAAAAUUAUGUCGUUUCUACAACAAAGCAAGCAAGAGAUGUGUGUCCUCUCGGCAUCUGGCUCAAUAUCUAAUGCAUCUCUUCGCCAGCCAGCCACAUCCGGGGGCAACAUUUCUUAUGAGGGCCGUUUUGACAUCCUAUCACUCUGUGGAUCUUAUGUACGUUCUGAUUUCGGUGGUACCACGGGUGGAUUAAGUGUGUGUUUAUCAAGUAAUGACGGUCAAAUCAUAGGAGGUAGCAUAGAUGGGCCAGUGAUAGCUGCAGGCCCAGUGCAGGUAAUUGUUGGAACAUUUUCUGUCGAUAGUAAGAAAGAAAUUGCCACUAUUAUCAGGAGUGACGCUUCUAUCAAUAAGCUGCCAUCACCAAAUGUUGGGUCGCCAUCAGUUUCAAACUUAGGCUUUCUAUCACCCCCCGAUUCUUCUGGAAGAAAUGUAGGUGGCAGCGAUGAGCAACAAAAUAUCGAUGGGUACCAAUUCAUGGUCCAAAAUCGGAAUAUGCCUGUUGGGGACUGGAGGGGUAAUAAUGACUCUAGGAACACUGCUGGCUAUGACUUCUCAGGAAGAGUGAAUCAUGGGGCACAGCAGUCACCGAAGAAUGGUGAUUAUGAUCAUUUUCAAGACUGAAACGCUUUGAAGUGUGGAUAAUUGGGGUUUUAACUAGCUGGUGGAUAUAAUUGCUUCUUUUGUGCAGGAUAUGUGGGAAGUUACUAUAACACAAUGCAUCAUCAUUGUACAGUUAACCCAAGAACAUACUUCAUAUUAAAUGUUUUGAUGUGUACGUACUCUUAGCAGUUAAUUAGUAGCAUAUAGCACUUGUUUUCAACUUACUUUUGCAUAACUUUGGAUUAGUUAAUUGUACCUAAAUCAUAUUUGAAUUGUGUAAAUUUCUUUUCUUUUUCUUA
Molecule: messenger RNA, 1565 nt
Organism: Erigeron canadensis
Lineage: Eukaryota; Viridiplantae; Streptophyta; Magnoliopsida; Asterales; Asteraceae
Product: AT-hook motif nuclear-localized protein 14-like
Exons: 6
Coding region: 202-1287 (361 amino acids)
Molecular function (GO): minor groove of adenine-thymine-rich DNA binding
Source: RefSeq, a predicted model, not a curated record